GGACGCUGUUCAUUUCUGCCUGUCAGCAGAGAAGCGGGAGGCCAGUGUGACCUUCCCAGCCCCGGCUUGAAUGGUCCUAUGGAAAAGUCCAGCGGGGAGCUCAGUGCUGAUUCAGUCCCAGGCGUCAGGGCAGUGCCCGGUGCCAGCCUCCUCGCCCCGGCUGAGCUCCAAGCAUGCUGAGCUUCUGCUACCGCAGAGAAGAGCGAGACUCCCUGCUGGUGGUCUCGGGGCGAAGUCUGCUCCUGCUGCACAGGGAGCUGCUUCCCGACGGGGACACCAGAAAGAAGAAAAAUGGCUCUGCACGCUCCGUCAGGACCUCACGGACCCGAGUGCCUACCUAUCAGUAUAGCAUGGAUUUCGAGAAGGUGGGGAAAUGCAUCAUCAUAAACAACAAGAACUUCGACAAAGUGACAGGCAUGGACGUCCGAAAUGGAACAGACAAGGACGCUGAAGCCCUCUUCAAGUGCUUCCGAAACCUGGGCUUUGAUGUUGUCGUCUACAAUGACUGCUCCUGUGAUAAGAUGAAAGAGCUGCUGAAGCGAGCUUCUGAGGAGGACCACAGCAAGUCGGCCUGCUUCGCCUGCAUCUUGUUAAGCCAUGGAGAGGAGAACUUGAUUUAUGGGAAAGAUGGUGUGACUCCAAUAAAGGAUCUGACUGCUCAUUUUAGGGGAGAUCGAUGUAAAACCCUGUUAGAGAAACCCAAGCUCUUCUUUAUUCAGGCUUGCCGAGGGACAGAGCUUGAUGACGGCAUCCAGGCUGACUCGGGGCCUAUCAACGACACGGAUGCUAAUCCCCGAUAUAAGAUCCCAGUGGAAGCUGACUUUCUCUUCGCUUAUUCCACAGUUCCAGGCUAUUACUCAUGGAGGAACCCGGGCAAAGGCUCCUGGUUCGUGCAGGCCCUCUGCUCCAUCCUGGACGAGCAUGGCAAAGACCUGGAGAUCAUGCAGAUCCUCACCAGAGUGAACGACAGGGUGGCCCGGCACUUUGAGUCCCAGUCAGAAGACCCCCGCUUCCACGAGAAGAAGCAGAUCCCCUGCGUGGUCUCCAUGCUCACCAAAGAACUCUACUUCAGCCCAUGACAUGAGCACACUCCUUCAUCGAUGAGCCACAUCUACCAUUUGUAUUGUUUUGAUGCUCUUGAAAUAUUCAGAAAUGUUGAGAUUUCAAUUUCAGGAAAAUAUAUUGAUUCAGCAGGGAAGAAAUUUUCUAGUGAUGUCUGAUGUUCUCUGGGUUUCUGGACUUUUUUUUUUUUUCUAAUGAUGUUCAUUGGAUGACUUUGUCAUUUCUUCUUAAGAUCAAUUUCCCAUUUUCCUGUUUCUUUCAUCUUGCCAUCACAUUAAGUGUGUGCUACAGAAAUGAAAUGACCUGUAAAGAAGACGGUCAUCGGUAGAGAGUCAGGGUCAUAUUUGUACUUGGUAAAAAGAAUCACAGUUCUUAACAACAGCAAAAACACAGAGAUGUCCAUUGGCCUGUAUUGCAAGAAGUGGUUAGUGUGUUGUAUGAGUGAUUUUUUUUCCCCCAUUGGCUUAGGACAGGUAGAAAGAGAGAAAAUGUCAUACUCUAAUUUGUAUAUGUCGGGACCAGUCCAGAAAACAGAAGCCAUUAUAGGUGUUUCAGUAGAGGGAAUUUAGCACAGGGAAUUUACUUUACAUAGGUGAUGAGACAGAGAGAGAGAGAGAGAGAGAGAGAGAGAGAGAGGGAGAGACAGACUGCGAGAGCACCAAGCCUGGUAUGGUAGUACAGACCUUUAAUUCCAACGCUUAGGAGGCAGAGGUAGGAGGAUCACUGUGAGUUUGAGGCCAGCCAGAGAUUACUACUACUGAAACUACCUGGAAUAGUGAUUCCAGGUCAGCCUGGGCCAGAGAUAGACCCUACCUCAAGAAAAGAGAAAGAGAACGAGAGAGCGCCAAGUAACGAGACUGUUAGAAUAUGGGAUGAGGUGGUUUUUCUGAGUCCAGAAUUAGUAUCUACCACAGAAAUUGGAGCCAGGUUUGCCUUCUGGGAGCUAGGAACGUGAGGCAGGGAUGGAAGUCGAGCCCGUAAUGUGAAUUUAAGCAAUUAUAUUCCCUGAUGUUCGACAGUUCAUCCAUGAAGUCAUUUAUUCAUUGAUUUGUCAGAUACAAAGGUGCAAAAUAAUCUGUUUUGUCUUUCAGAUACAUCAGGAAUUUUUUUCACACGUUCCAAACCUUUCUCCGAGUAACGUUUUUUGUUACCGCUAAUUCUACAUGUGAACAAGUGUAUAACAAGGAUUUUAUGCCACUUUGUUUUUUUUUUUAGGUAUUAUCUAUUUUGAAUUGUUUAUACAUUCCCAUUUUUCUCUGCCUGAUAAGUGGUUAA
Messenger RNA from Jaculus jaculus (lesser Egyptian jerboa), 2337 nucleotides. RefSeq names its product caspase 7 (gene Casp7). The transcript is spliced from 6 exons. The record is from RefSeq and is a predicted model, not a curated record. Lineage: Eukaryota; Metazoa; Chordata; Mammalia; Rodentia; Dipodidae. Gene Ontology annotation, biological process: proteolysis; apoptotic process. Gene Ontology annotation, cellular component: cytoplasm. The coding region runs from base 174 to 1079 and encodes 301 amino acids.